AUUCUUAACAUAAGAUUUCCCAAUAAUUGGCCGGCAUGAACGCCAAACCGUUUAUGCGCGAGUAUGGUAAAUCAGAUAGCAGCGCAGUGAGCGCAGACGUUACAUCAGACUGAGGCAAGAGCACGAGUAUUGGCCAUCAGAUAGAGGCUUGUAGUGUUUACAGUAGUGAUGACCCUCGUGGAUUUCCUGUGAAGGGUCAGAUCUGCCCAAUGGCCCAUCUGUUCCUGACACAACACAAGUUUUGAUAACUCCCCUAAAAGUCGACGAUAAGAUAUAAACAGCGUUGGAAUAUUAUUUAAAAGUAUAUAUAUAUUGUUCAUACAUGACGAAGUGUAUGUGUGAAAAGUCUGUGAUACCAAUGUUUGUUACGUGAACGACGGCUAUCAAGGGUGUAUGAUUUUUUUUUUAUAUCUGGAAGAACUUCUGUAUAUAAAUACCAGAUGUGCUACCGGCUCCUGCUGCAAGACAAGAAACUUACGGUGCCGUAGAAUUAACGUUCGUUAAGUUCCUUCCAGAUGCGAUGAACAGGUGUGAUAUAGUCUAAUUGAUAAUAAUUCUGAUAAUUAUUGAAUAAAAUACAAAAAUAUAUUAUUUCAUUCAUCGUUCGCCUCAUUCGUUUCUUUUGAAAGACACCGGCCGUUGAUAAGAGAGUUGUUUAUUUGGUAUCAUCGGUUUCUUAAGAAACAGAUCUUGGACAAUGGAAGAAAUGACAACGCAAAUCGCAAACAGUACAAACGUUACGAAGAACGAUCAUUAUGACUUGUUCAACGAUGUUUACGGCUACGAAUAUGAUUACGAAGAAUCGGUGAAUAAUAUUCCUUUAGAUGAGUUGAUACCAGCAAGUAUCACAUAUUCUUUAACUUUGUUAAUUGGUGUAAUUGGAAAUACUUUGGUCAUAUUCUCCAUUUCUUAUUAUAAACGUAUGAGAAGUACAACUAAUGUAUUUUUGUUAAGUUUGGCGUGUGCGGAUCUGCUUCUGGUGCUGGUUUGUGUUCCUAUAAAGUUUGCUGCAUUCUUUGCCUUUACGUGGGGCUUUGGUGAAUUUCUGUGCAAGUUUGUUCACUACAUGCAGAAUGUAUCUAUGAUCUGUUCUGUGAUGACACUGACAGCGAUGAGUGUUGAAAAGUUUAUUGCGAUAAAGUAUCCACUUCAAGCCAAAUCAGUUUGUACGAUGAGAAAUACACAGAUUAUAGUUUGUAUAAUAUGGCUGGUAUCAUUCAUCAUGGCCAUACCUAUAGUAUUUGGCAGGAUACAUAAAGAAGUAGGAUUUGUAAGAAAAGCUUACUGGUGUAUACAGGAAUGGUCUAAACAGUCGUAUGCUAUCGCCUAUGAGAUGUAUAUGUUUUUCAUAUUGUUUUUACUGCCCGUUGGUGUGAUGACUGUUACCUAUAUGUUUAUCUGCGUUGAGAUCUGGAGAUUGGCCUCGGUUAGAGCGAGCAUGAGGACAGGAAGAGUCAUCUCCCCAGGUGUGUAUAUGAUGGCUAAUCAGUCGAUGGCUGGUGAGAAUUCAGAAGCUUCAGUACCAUUGAAAGGACGACCUGCAGUACGUCGUGGUCAGCCACAAUCAUUUAAAAAAACACCAUCAGAUAACACCAGAAGACAGGUUGUGAUAAUGUUGAUGGUAGUCGUGUUUUUAUUUACGAUUUGUUGGGCACCUAUUCUCUUCAACAACCUAUUGGUGGCGUUUGGAUACCUGGAGGAACUACAUAUUGGAUAUCUGAAACCGAUGCGUAUGGCGUUCUUUUUGUUGUCUUACGUCAACAGCUGCGUUAACCCCAUUGUGUACGCGUUUCUCUCCAAGAACUUUCGGCAGAGUUUCAUUUUCGCCAUUUGUGCUUGUAUCAAAGGACGUGCUUUUGUACGUGCGUAUACAUUCAGUCGUUCUGUUGUGACACGGACAUCCACCAUACACACACAAAAUGGCCGCUCGAAGUUGAGUAGCGAAAAGGACACGAACACGGCUAUGUUAUCAGAGACCACUGCGCAAUCUCCACAAGAAGACAUGGAACUCAAAAAAAUUUGAAAACCACCAAAUGAUGAUUUUUAUAUAGGCUACUGAGACCUUUAAACGAUCAAUGUCGAACGUCGUUGGUGAGUGUUCUGAAGUAGAUAAACGACUGUGUUAUCAUUAACACAAUGUCAAAUAAUUGAAUAAUUAUUAUCACCUGGUGUCACGAAUAAAAGCAAGGAUUGUCAUUUUAUUUUGCAUUGUUAUCUUGGGUUCCCUAAUUCACAGAAGCCUUCAUGUAAUGCCUCGUUAACGUUUUUCUAUAGCAGAGUUCAGACAAGCAGACGACAUUUUUUCACACCAGUUCCCGUAGCUUAAUGUCAUUUGUGCGAAAACCAAUUUCAAGAAGCUUAUGGAAACAAUUGUGUAAUUAAAGCUUAGCAUGAUUAACUUUUCACGAAAGAAUUGACUUUCAUCUCCAUAUGAUCAGGGCACACUAAUGGUUAUUUAUCCGUGGUGAUAAGUCGAAUUCUUUUGGUAGUAUACCUAUUGUAUGCCGAUAUUAUUUUAAUACGCCCACAUUAGAAUGGGGUCCUUUAUUGUCGGUACGUUGUCCAGAAUUACAGUGUUUGUGAUCAUGAGAUUCAUAUUGUUUUUUUAGCGCAUUCUGAUCACCCGAUUGACAAUGUUUGUGUUUAUAAGAUGAAGAAUCCAGUUAAUUAUCCAUAAUUUCAAAAAAAUUACUUGCAUGUACUUUCGGAUGUCUUUAUCUUGUAUAUUUUGAUAAUGUGGGCGGGCCAUGGGUUCAUUACUGAAUUAUUUGAAGAAAAAAGGAUAAAACUGUAGUUUGUUCUGUGAAAAUAUGUUGAGUACAGAACACCGCAAUUACUAAUUCGGAAAAUUGUUUGAAUGAAUAUGUAAAUUGAUUGUUUACAUUGAUCUAAAUGAUUAUGAUAUGGUGCUUGUUUGGGUUUGGUUUUCAACCAUUACAUGUAUAUAUCUGUACUAUUAUGAAACAGGGUAAUUGUUUUAUGAACAAUAACCAUUGAUGAAAAUUUAUUGCAUAAUAUUAUAUUUUGUUUUACAGGGCGAUUCGACGGUGUUAUUAGAGCUGUAUCAAGUGUUCAAAUUUUUAUGUAUACCAAAUAAUUAAAAAUUCACUCAACGUGUCCCACUGAGGUUGACGAUAGUUAAUGCCAUAGCAUAUAAAGCUUCGUAGAGAGAUAUAUUUAUAAAUUAUUAAUAUAGAUAGUGACGGCUAGAUUCGUAGAAUGAUAAUAUCAUUUGCUGACUGCUGGGAAGUGGGUGCCCUGGGACAUAUGUGUAUAUAUAUUAAUAAUGCAUUUAACCGAUAUCGUUUGACGUCGUGAAUAAUUUCAGUAAAUAUCCCUUAAAUUAUUAGGUAACAUAAGUAUUAAGGAGGGGUGGCAAAUUCAGUGAGUUUUCGGUCAGGAAGUCAGGUUCGCAUACCUAAAAAGAAUCACACAACUUUUAAGAUAAAUAUCGUGGUAUUUGGGAAGAAGGCGGUGUCAGAAAUGGGCGCUUUAGAAGUUGGUUUCAUGUCUUUCGCACUCCCCCGUCCAAAUGUUCGUGGGCCCGUAUAAAAAAAACCCCAGACUAUAUACAAAUUAGAAUGUGACUGUACAUGUACGUUGUUGUCACCCGCUUAAUAACUUGAACGGCCAUAUUUUUGUAUUCUUGUUUAUUUUAAUUUAGCCUGGUUGUAUCGAAAUUAUCACAUUUAUUCACCAUAUACCGAAAAAAAUGUAUGCUUAGAAACGUAUACCCCGUAGCUAUUUAUAGGUUAACCGAUAGACAUUUACAAAAAAUCUUGCAGGCGCACGUAAUAUUCAGUUUCACAUCGCACCUGUUUAGAAUCAUCUUUUUUCGUCCAUGUUAUUUAUUUUGACGUCAAUCCUCUACUUUUGUCGCUAAUGAGAUACUUGGUAAUUUUAAAUGAUACAAAUAAUGAUAUAUCGACGAAAGGGAAAGCCACCCAAACUUUUUAGUGUUGUAGCUCUUUACAAUAAAAAAUACAAUUAAGAAUAUAGGUCCGACGGUCUACUAAGUCGUGAAACCGUGUUGACGUGCUAUUUAAUCGAAUGUAUUGAAAGCAAUAUAGUGUGCUAUAAACAUAUAGCUUUGAUGCUUGAUCACCAAACAUUUAACCAGUACUCCAUUAAGUGUAUUUCCGGUGUAGAAGACAAUUUUUAAGAUGACGGGCACCAACCAACUGUUAAAAUAUUGACACUUCCAUGACUGUAAAUGGCGAGAGACGAAAUAUUAUUGUUAACAAGUUAAACGCAUAUUUUUACGGAUGUGAUAGAUUAUAAGACGACAGUUGGUAUUUGAUUUAUGUAUUCUAUUUAAUUGCCUAUAAGCUAUUUGUAUGUAUAAAACAUGAACAUAUUAUUGCCGUUUAUUAUUAAAUGUUAUUUAGUAUUGUGGUGGCCAUUUAUUAGUUUUGCCAUUUAUUGUCUUUGUCAUUCUAUUUAUUAAUUAGUUACUUGCGUAUUCUGAGCACAACUCUUCUUAUUACUACUAUUAUUGUUAUCUUUAUAACUAGUAUUACUAUUAAUAUUAUCUUCAUAAAUUGUAUUACUAUUAGGGCCUAUCAUUAUAACUAUUAAUAUCAUCAUUACCAUUAUAGCGUUUCAAAAUAAUAAACGUUGCGUUUCAUGUUAAUUUCCAUUGUUUUAAAGAUACAUUAUGGGAGAUUAGAUAACGGAAGUUCUCACUAUACUAGUUAAAAUUUAGAUAAUGUAAAGGCAAUUUGCUGAAAAUUUCAUUGAAAUUGAUCCACUAUGAACCAAGAAUUAGGCGAUUGAAAUUUCCGCCUAGCCUCGAUCACCAUUACUAAAGUCAGUACGACAAAAAUCAUAGUCUCGAUUAACCAUUUAAUCAUUAAAUCGUGAAGGAAAGUUAUGCAGUAAAUUGGAUCAUAAUCCACUACAGUUCGCAGACUAGCGAUGCCAUCGAGAGUUGAUUAUGGUCUAGAUAAGUUAAUUAAUGUGUAAUUAAUAAUUUAGAUAACAUUUCAGGCCUAAAGAAAGACCUGCAGUAGGCAGAUUUAGCUCUUACAUAAUGUAUGUUUAAGGCUAUUGUGACUCAGUGAGUAACCGACUGGCCCACUAACCUGGAGUUCCCGGGUUCGAUCCCGGUGUUGACUGAUAAAGUUGAGGUGUGGUUUCCUGUGCAGGGAGGGUUGGGGCUGACGAUAAGUAGCUUCUAGUCAUUCGGAUUGUACUAGUCAGUUCAGGUAUACACUUUUGCUUGCACAUAAAAGAACCCUUGGCAGUUGGAAUUCAAUUUGCUGUCCGGGCAAAAAUUUCAGAAAUAGCACACUGCAUGGCGUGUGCCCUUCUUUAUUAAAGCGAAAAUUUCAAAUUUUUAAGUUAUAUUUUUAAAAUUUAUUAAAAUAAAGCCUUAAAAUGGAUGGUAUCCAUAAACAGUCUUACCUUGUUAAAGAAUAAUCCUUUUAAUCCUAUAAUUCACUAUUGCCAGCUGAGAACUUGGCAAAAAUAUAAUUUUCAACUUCAAAUUCCAACGUUGAGGAAAUGGCUGACCAUUGUUUUCAAUAUGAAAACAAGGGAGGUAAUUGUGUUGUUAUUUCCUGUGUAAAUGAGUUUUAAGUGUGAGAAUGAAACCUAUGAUCGUAUAAUAGUAGGUUGAUAACCUAUUGAGCAAAAGACAUAGAAAUAAUUAUGUUUUGACUUUCUUAGAAAAUAUGAAAUUCUCGCUUUAACUCGGUAGGAGCAGUUAAGUAGGAAUUGUGGGAUUUCGACACAGCACUGAGAAUACUUUAACCUCAAAUGGAAUGAAAUACGGGUGAAUUUCUGCAAAUGAAGACGGACAUUGUGCUUAGAGUGAAAUUUUGCCUGGACAGCGGCGCUACGGCCUACUCUUAUUUCGAAUUCCAUCUGACAAAGAUUCCAACUGCCAAUGUGUAGCGUGUCUCAUCCGAACGACUAGACGCUGUUCCUUGCCAUGCCCUACGUUAGACACAACUUCCAGGGAAUUUUCUCAACUAACACCCCUUGCGAACCCGGGCACUCGAGAUUAUCGAGUCGGUGCAUUACUCUCUGAUCCACCUCCGGAUCCCAUAUCUUAAAUUUUGGUGAUGUAUACAACAUCCACGCUUAUAGACACUGUACAUAUAAAGAUCAGAUUAUGUAGCUUGCACACAGUCAACAAUAAAAUUCAAUGGCAAAUCUAA
Messenger RNA from Patella vulgata (common limpet), 6164 nucleotides. RefSeq names its product allatostatin-A receptor. Lineage: Eukaryota; Metazoa; Mollusca; Gastropoda; Patellidae. The record is from RefSeq and is a predicted model, not a curated record. Gene Ontology annotation, cellular component: membrane. The transcript has 6 exons. Bases 698 to 2023 code for a protein of 441 amino acids. Gene Ontology annotation, biological process: G protein-coupled receptor signaling pathway. Gene Ontology annotation, molecular function: neuropeptide Y receptor activity.